ACAAGCUGGACGUGGACCCGCAUGUGGACAGAAAGAUCCGCAGCUCGCUCACUGAAACACACGGAGCACUCACAGCGGCAGCAGCGGCAGCAUCAUGUCGGUCGACAGUGUGUUCAGGACCCGCUCCCUCGGUGUGGCCGCCGAGGGUCUUCCUGACCAGUACGCAGAUGGCAAAGCGGCCAAAGUGUGGCAGCUGUACAUCGGGGACACGCAGAGCCGGACGCAGGAGUACAAGAGCUGGGUGGUGUCUCUGCUGAGGGAGCAGGGGGUGCGGAAGGUGCUGGAUGUCGCCUGCGGAACCGGAGUGGACUCCAUCAUGCUGGUGGAGGAGGGCUUCAAUAUGGUGAGUGUGGAUGCCAGUGACAAAAUGCUGAAGUACGCGCUGAAGGCAAGAUGGGACAGAAGAAAAGAACAAGCUUUUGAUCAGUGGGUUAUUGAAGAGGCCAACUGGCUGUCGUUACCAGAAGAUAUUCAGAAGCCAGGGGAUGGAUUUGACGCUGUCAUCUGCCUGGGCAACUCAUUUGCCCAUUUACCAGACUUUAAAGGGGACCAGAGUGACCAUCAGCUGGCCCUUCAGAACAUCGCCAGUAUGGUCAGACCAGGUGGGAUCCUCAUCAUUGACCACCGUAACUACGACUACAUCCUAGAGACUGGGAAGGCGCCAAAAGGCAAAAACAUUUACUACAAGAGUGAUCUAACUCAGGACAUCUCCACCUCAGUGCUGUGGGUCAACAGUAAACCCCAUAUGAUCACUCUGGAUUACACCAUCCAAGUGCCCAAGGCAGCCGAACAGAAUCUCCCUGAAGUCAGUAAAUUCCGUCUGUCCUACUACCCUCACCGUCUGGAGAACUUCAAAGGGCUGCUGAACAAGGCCUUCAACGGCAAAAUAGAGCACAGCGUCUAUGGAGACUUCAAGACAUACGUCCCCAGCCAGGCCCAGGCUCCCUGCUACUUCAUCCAUGUCUGUAAAAAGACAGCCUGAGAGCCCUGCCAGCCAAACACACGCACGCACGCACGCACGCGCACGCACGCGUGUGUGUGGCUUUCUGCCUUCUUUAAGUCCCAACAUGCUUUUACAGUAAAAAUUGGUUUUAAAAAGAUUUCAUCAUCUUAUAGUUCUUAAAAAUGAAACAGUUCUGUUUUGUCAGCGACAACGUUUACAUAGAGGCUAGUAUAUCGGAUAUUAACCCAAUUAAGCAAAUAUUCUGAAUAAGACACUACUGUUCUAAUUACCUUAACCCGAAUAAGGUCAUACUCAGAAUAAGUAAUAUUUGAAUUAAGUCACAUUAUCUAGACAUGUAUACGUCUCGAUCGCAGUAUAACGCCUUAUUAGAGUUUUCACAGCAUUUUGCGAAAAUCAACAUUUGUAGUUAUUGCAAAAUUAGAAAGAAAACACCUAGCAAACGGUAGCAUUGUACAUUCAGGUUGGGAUUUUAAAACCAGAGGAACAUCAUCAGGUGUCAUAAUCGGGCUAUGCUCUGUGACAUGGAAUAUGUAUGGAGAAUUUUAUUAGCAGCUCAUGUCAACAUCAAAAUCAAAGUAAUGUCUUAUUCAGAAUAAGGUGAAUUAUCAGAAUUUUGGUGUCCAUGUAAACGGCGUCAUUGACGAGAACAUAGAGACUGAACAUGUUCCUGAUAGACUGUGCAUUAUUAUUGUAUAAAUAAUAUGAUUGGCCUUUUAAGAAAAUGUAUCAGUACAUUUAAUGACCUUGAAAUUUGUUUAUCGUAGUUUGUUUAUCGUACAGCCGCUAAAAGUUUCCAUUUUCUCUAAUAACUUUAAAAUGAUGAUGCUAAACUGUAAGAGCGGCAGAGCCUCUACAAGGAGCAGCUGGUUGAUUUUCAUCUCAAUAUGUUCUCACAGCACAAGCUGACACAUCCUGUAAGUGUCUAAAACAGGUCAAACCUACUUUGAAAAAUGUAUUCAAAAUGUAUCGGACCACUGUUUUUGUCCCGAUGUGCUAUUUUCCCAGAAUGCAGUGCUGUGUCUGCUGUGGUAUUUCCCCCAUUUCUGUUUCGCCUUCCGCUUCUUGCCCUUCACAACUUUGAUAUUGACAAUGAACAUAAUUUCUAAAUGUUGCUGUACAUUAGCGAUAUUCCUCUUGAUGGAAUACUUGAUUUUUGUUGCAAAUAAUGUUCAAAGUUCUAAGAUUUACCAUAUGCUUAGUCAUUUGUAUCCUGUGAGUUCAUCACAACUGUCUUAAAAACACAGAUGAAGCCUUUAUUGUCAAGCUGAUUUAAUUUUGUGUUCAUUUCUCAGUUCAUUUGUUCAGUGAGUAAUCACAGCCAGUGAGGCCUGUGACUCACAUUAGUGUUAGACGCCGUUCAGACGUGGUAUUAACAUCCGUCCUGAGAGCUGCAAUCACAAGUGGUCAGUCCUAAGUUCAGGGGCUAACACACCCAAAUGUGUUCUGAGAUCUGAUCACUCUUACCACAUUCAGAGGUGGUCUGUGACGCAUGUGGCCACUGUGAGAGUGUGUCCUCUUUGACCCGCCACAUUAAAACUCUUCUCAUGUGCAUUGAUUUGUUUGUGGCCAAAGUUACAAUGUCAACACUGAUCACCACAUAAUGACUCAUACUCUUCUUUUUUAUUUGAAUAUACAGCUGGGACGUGAGAUCCGAUCUUAAGUGGUCACAGGAGACACAUUAAGGACACAUUUUAGUGUCAGGAACAGACAGCGCUGUGCACUGUUGAGCAGAUCUCUCAGGAUGAAAGUUAUACCUGGUCACAAAAGGGCCUUAGUUUAACCAGCUCAAACAGAAUGGAGAGUGGGUGUCAGUCAGGCAGUCAGUCAAUCAGUCAAAAUCCUCCUUCCUGAAGGAAUCUCUUCACUAAACCCUGACCAGCUCCAGAGCUAUUUGACCUCUGACCUCCAGAGUUUUCAUGAAAAAUAAUGACAUUAAGUGAAUCAUUUCAGGCUUUGUUUCACCGAUUCUAUAUUUUCUUCAUAUUUUUUUCUCUUAUUUUGUGGUACUGUUAACACAUUUCUGGUUGUUACUUCCAAUAGACCAGCAGUGAGUCUGAGGUAAUGUUUGAGGUAAAAGGUUUUGCUCUAGCUUGUAAUUUUUCUGUUACAGACGUAUAUUGCAGCAUCUCAAAUAAUUGAGUUUACCCAAAUAAUGAGGGGGAACGUGAUGGAUGAAUAAUUUAUUUAGCUCUGGUAUUUAGGUUCAAAUGUUUUACUUUGAUACGAAACUAGUGUAUUUUUCAUUAGAAGUAGUUCUAGGAUAGAGAAGUCAAAUAUUAUCACUGCCUUUGACUUGCUGUGUGAGAUAGUUUGUGAUUGAGUUGAGAUUAACAGCAUCAGAGUGGCUGAAUGUUUGAGUAGGUUCACGUAGAAAUAAAACCAUUUCAGAAAAUUCUUAAUGUUAUAUAAUUAUAAGACAAUGUACAAAUUUUAUACAGUUUAUUGCUGAUACAAUUAUUGAAAUUCUUUUGCAUGACAUUAAAGAUUUAAAUAAAUAA
Hippoglossus stenolepis (Pacific halibut) is the source of this 3462-nucleotide messenger RNA. RefSeq names its product glycine N-methyltransferase (gene gnmt). The transcript has 6 exons. Gene Ontology annotation, cellular component: cytosol. Lineage: Eukaryota; Metazoa; Chordata; Actinopteri; Pleuronectiformes; Pleuronectidae. Gene Ontology annotation, biological process: S-adenosylmethionine metabolic process; one-carbon metabolic process; regulation of gluconeogenesis. The coding region runs from base 95 to 982 and encodes 295 amino acids. The record is from RefSeq and is a predicted model, not a curated record. Gene Ontology annotation, molecular function: identical protein binding; S-adenosyl-L-methionine binding; glycine binding.